AUGGCCAAAGAGAAGGAGCUGACUGGGCGGGAGGCUCGGGUGCUGAAGAGGGAGGCGAAGGGCCGUACCCAGUGCCUCCUAAGGAACAUCGCGGUGAAGGAAAGGUGGGUGGAGGCCAGAGAGAAGGCCCUGGUGGAGCGGGAGGCCCGACCGGAGGCAGCGGGGCCGGAGGCAGCGGAGGCAGGGCCAGAGGUGCCAGAGGCACUGAGGGUGCUUCGGGCGGCUGCGGCGAUCCUGCGGGCAGAGGCCCUGGCACGGGAGGAGAGGGCAGAGGAGGCGGAUCAGCGACCAGCGGUGGAGCCACGGGCUGAGAGCGCGGCCGAGGCCUCGGAGACAGGGGAGAGGGGGCCGUGGCUGUGGCCAGAGCCGGCACCACCGGCACCAACGCUCAAGCGGCCGACAGCAGACGCGGCACCACCGGUCCCACCGUUCAGGCGACAAGCCUCGUGCCCGGAACCGCAACGAGGACAUCGGCCGACGCUCCAACGACAGACGUCGGAGCCCGCGGCGCGCCGAUGGACACUGCUCGAGCCCAAGGAUUGGCCCGAGUCCGUGGUCCGCGCACAGGCCGGUGCGAGGCUGACGGGCCGGCGCACCAACAGGCUGGUGACGGAACGCGGCGUCCGCUACCGGGCAGCGGAGGCAGGGCCAGAGGUGCCAGAGGCACUGAGGGUGCUUCGGGCGGCUGCGGCGAUCCUGCGGGCAGAGGCCCUGGCACGGGAGGAGAGGGCAGAGCAGGCGGAUCAGCGACCAGCGGUGGAGCCACGGGCUGAGAGCGCGGCCGAGGCCUCGGAGACAGGGGAGAGGGGGCCGUGGCUGUGGCCAGAGCCGGCACCACCGGCACCAACGCUCAAGCGGCCGACAGCAGACGCGGCACCACCGGUCCCACCGUUCAGGCGACAAGCCUCGUGCCCGGAACCGCAACGAGGACAUCGGCCGACGCUCCAACGACAGACGUCGGAGCCCGCGGCGCGCCGAUGGACACUGCUCGAGCCCAAGGAUUGGCCCGAGUCCGUGGUCCGCGCACAGGCCGGUGCGAGGCUGACGGGCCGGCGCACCAACAGGCUGGUGACGGAACGCGGCGUCCGCUACCGGGUCACGACGUCAGCCGCGGGGACAGCGGUCUUCCGGGAUCAACAUUCGGGACGAGCGGAAUAA
This is a messenger RNA of Drosophila guanche, 1158 nucleotides long. RefSeq names its product apidaecins type 73-like. Lineage: Eukaryota; Metazoa; Arthropoda; Insecta; Diptera; Drosophilidae. The transcript is spliced from 3 exons. Bases 1 to 1158 code for a protein of 385 amino acids. The record is from RefSeq and is a predicted model, not a curated record.